AUGACCAUGAUCAACCCGAUGGUGUUUGCCAUGGACAGCUGCGGCACGCCGACGGACCUCCCAAAGCCCACCUUUACGUAUAUAUUAUUGGACGCGAGAGCUUCCAUAAUACAGAGGGUCAUGCUGGCGGACAACAACACCCCGCCCGUCACCCGGACCGCGAUCCUGCCAGCGACGACAGCGACCCCGUUCUCGGGGCCUUCGACAGCGGCUCCGCCCCCACCUGCCGACCCCGCCACGGGCCCGGAGAACAGCGAAGAGGGGCCGAACUUGGUGACGGCGAUAGCGUUGCCGGUGAUCGCUGCGAUGCUGCUGGGCGUCAUAUUUGUCCUGCUCCGCCAGUUACGGAAGGGCAAGAAGCGCGAGGAUCUCGGUGCCGAGGACAGGGCGCUUGGCAAGGCGGAGCUUUCUUCGGAUGGCGUCUUGCAGGUCGAGCCCCAAGAGUUGUCGGCGGAUCCGCCCGAGCCAAAGGGGCUCGAGGUUUACGAGACGCCAGUGGAGGUCAAGGCGGACAUGGAGUUUCCGGCGGAGAUUGAUAGUGCCGCGCGCAAGGAAUGGGCAGCAGAAGAACAGAAAUCGCUGGGGCUGGGUCCCAAAGGCACCCGUGUUGAUCCGUGA
This is a messenger RNA of Pyricularia oryzae 70-15, 618 nucleotides long. RefSeq lists its product as uncharacterized. The record is from RefSeq and is a predicted model, not a curated record. Bases 1 to 618 code for a protein of 205 amino acids. The transcript has a single exon. NCBI's taxonomy places the organism in Eukaryota, Fungi, Ascomycota, Sordariomycetes, Magnaporthales, Pyriculariaceae.